AUGACAGAUGUUAAGAUAUUGGAACUAAAUGCCAGCAAGGCAGGCCUUCAAGGUAUUGACAAGGAUCAUGUCAACAAGGUCAUCCAAGAAGCAUCGAAGGGAACGCCUUAUUAUGAGCACCAGCAAAAGCGUCAGAAACGCAUAAAUGUGAAGAUUGAUGCCAUGCUUGCCGAGCUGAGACCCCUGAGCCCUGCACACUUACAAGCGUCUCAGCACCAGAUGGAUAUCAUUGUUGAAAAGAUGGAGUGCACACGUGACUUGAACAGAGUCAUUGUGCACGUUGACAUGGAUGCCUUUUACGCAGCUGUAGAGAUGCUGGACAACCCCUCUUUGCGGGACAAACCAAUGGCAGUUGGUUCUGUGGGAAUGCUGUCAACAUCGAACUACGAGGCCAGGAAAUAUGGUGUACGUGCAGCAAUGCCUGGUUUCAUCGGCAAGAAGCUGUGCCCAACAUUGGUUAUCGUUCGCCCAAACUUCCAUAAAUACACAGAAUUCAGCAGAAGGGUUCGACAAGUGCUUGUGCAAUAUGAUGAAGACUUCACACCAGUUGGUCUUGACGAAGCAUACCUUGACAUCACUGAAUAUAUGGCCAAAAAUGAUGCCGAAGCCGAAGAUGUUGUUCAGGAAAUGAGACAAAAGAUCUUCGAUGCUACACAAUUGACAGCAAGUGCAGGCAUAGCUGCCAACAUGUUUUUGGCGAAAGUUUGUUCUGACAUGCGCAAACCGAACGACCAGUUCAGGCUCCCUAACGAUGUUGAUUCUAUCCGCAAGUUUGUGUCUUCUCUUCCAAUCCGCAAAGUCCCAGGCAUAGGUGCAGUGCAAGAGCAGCUGUUGAUGGCCCUUGGUGUGCGCACGUGUCACGACCUCUGGGUCAAACGAGCUGAAAUCGGCCAUCUCUUCGGAGAAGUUACAGCACGAUUUUACCUUCGUGCAGCUCUUGGCCUUGGUUGCACUGAAGUCAAAUGUGAUUCAAGUCGGAAAUCAAAAAGUGUGGAGGAAACGUUUGCGGAAAUAAGCAGUCCUCAAGACCUGUUCUCAAAAUGCGAGGAACUUUGUGAAGAGCUGCAUCAACAGAUCCAAGAAAAGGGCAUAUCUGGCAGAGUGGUGACAGUGAAGAUGAAAACCGUCACGUUUGACGUGAUGACACGCAGCGUUACUUUAGAGAAUUCAACCUGCAAGUUGGAAACGAUCAAACAGGCAGCUUUGCGGCUCCUGCAACAAGAAAUUGCUGCCGCCAAGCAGGGACAGCCCCUUCGAUUACGUCUAAUGGGAGUCCGGCUUUCUGGACUAGAUGACGGCGGGGCUUUAUCCUCAUCCCAGCCAACCUUAUUGGCAUUCUUGUCUGGCAAAACAGCUCAGUGCCCCAUAUGCGAAAAGACACUGGAAAGCAGCUCCCCUGAAUUUGUUAAUGCACAUGUGGAUACCUGCCUGGGUGAGCAGGACAACAUGCAAACAUCCAGUGAAGGCGACCUGUAUUAUGAGCCAAACCGCAAGGAGAACCAUAACCAGGCCACUCUUGGAACACCUGAUGAGUUGCUACUAGCUUCAACGCCUGAGACACUCUGUGCUAACGUUGUGGAUAAAGAAGACACAGAGUGCAAUAUGACAACGACUAUGGACAGUGCGAAGUCUGUGUCAUCCAAGGAAAAGGCUAGUGUUGUGGAGGAGGAGGAGCCAGCAUCAGUAGAGUGUCCAGUGUGUGGUCACAACAUUCGGGAGACGGACUGGUCUAAAGUAAACGAGCACAUCGACACGUGCCUCAACAAGCCCAUGAUUCGGGAAAUGCUCUCAUCGCAGGAUUUUGCUAGCAGCCCGAUGCCUGAAAAGCGGAAAAUCGAGACACCGAAAAGUCAACGGUCGCAAAAGCGACCAAAGUGCAGUCAGCCACGGCAACGAAAUUCUAUUACAAACUACCUCUCACCUUCUUGUUCAAAAUCUUAAGCCUGACCUCACUGUUUUAUUUCUUGUUAUAUAUAAAUGUAUAUAGACUGUAUAUUGCACGUAAAAGUAAAAGCUGCCUGUGAUACCUGAAAA
Rhipicephalus sanguineus (brown dog tick) is the source of this 2034-nucleotide messenger RNA. Its product is annotated as DNA polymerase IV-like. The record is from RefSeq and is a predicted model, not a curated record. Gene Ontology annotation, cellular component: nucleus. Gene Ontology annotation, biological process: error-prone translesion synthesis. NCBI's taxonomy places the organism in Eukaryota, Metazoa, Arthropoda, Arachnida, Ixodida, Ixodidae. Gene Ontology annotation, molecular function: DNA-directed DNA polymerase activity; damaged DNA binding.